Messenger RNA from Gopherus flavomarginatus (Mexican gopher tortoise), 1993 nucleotides. RefSeq names its product keratin, type I cytoskeletal 19-like. Gene Ontology annotation, molecular function: structural molecule activity. The record is from RefSeq and is a predicted model, not a curated record. NCBI's taxonomy places the organism in Eukaryota, Metazoa, Chordata, Testudines, Testudinidae. The transcript is spliced from 10 exons. Bases 229 to 1554 code for a protein of 441 amino acids.
CUCUGCCAAGCUCUGAGCACAAGCAUCUGGUACAGCUGCUUUAAACUAUGAAAGCCCAGUGUGCUUUUUUGACUGUUCUGCUUAAUAAGCCACACAAGAGUGCAAAAAGUGCUAGAGACCAGCUUAACUGGGCAGAUAAAGUAUAAAGGUUCAAGAAGCAUACAGUGUUCUCCACUCCAGCUGCUCUGAAUCUUGUGGUGCUUUAGUUAAUUAAAACAAAAACCACCAAUGACAUUCCAGAGCCAAAACCACUUUACUGGUACAAGCUCUAUUUUCCAGCCUACUGCACCCAAUCUAAGUGGUUCAACCUACAGGAAAACAGCUAUCCGAAAGUAUCAGGCGCCAAGUGUCUAUGGGGGAGCUGGUGGCUAUGGCACCCGCAUUUCCACCAGCACUAACUAUGGAGGAGGCUUUGGUGGUGGCUUUGGCAGUGGAUUUCAGCUCAACACCAGCAGCAGUGACAUCCUGCUUGCUGGAAAUGAGAAACUGACCAUGCAAAAUCUGAAUGACCGUUUGGCUUCCUAUCUGGAGAAAGUUCAUUCUCUAGAAAAAGCCAACUCCCAGCUCGAAAAGCAGAUCAGGGAGUGGUAUGCAAAUAGCUCCUCAACUACAAGGCACGACCACAGUCCAUAUUUUAAAACCAUUGAAGACCUCCAAAACAAGAUUGGUGCUGCACAUCUGGAAAAUGCCCGGCUUGUCCUGCAGAUUGACAAUGCCAAGCUGGCUUCUGAUGACUUUAGAAUGAAGUAUGAGAAUGAGCUAGCAAUCAAACAAAAUGUGGAAAAUGAUCUUGCUGGACUCCGCAGAGUCCUUGAUGACUUGACCUUAUCAAAGGCAGACUUAGAGCUACAGAUUGAAGGUCUGAAUGAAGAGCUGACUUUCCUCAAGAAAAACCAUGGAGAGGAAGUUGGUGAACUGCGUAAACAGCUAGGUGGCACAGUUAAUGUAGAGGUGGAUGCUGCUCCGAGCAUUGAUCUUGCCAAGAUUAUGGAAAACAUGCGACAGCAAUAUGAUAGCAUGGCAGAAAAGAAUCGUCAAGAGGCCAAAAACCGCUUUGAUAAACAGACAGAAGAAGUGAACCGUGAAGUCGCUAUUAACGUUGAACAACUGCAAACCAAAAAAACGGAGAUCACAGAUCUGAGACGCACCUUCCAGGGCCUGGAGAUAGAAUUGCAGUCCCAGCUUAGUACGAAAAAGGCUUUAGAAGAUACACUGGCUGAGACGGAAGCACUUUAUGGUUCACAGCUUGCCCAAAUACAGGCUGCAAUUGGCAAUGUAGAGGCACAGCUAAUGCAGCUUCGAGCUGACAUGGAGAGCCAGAGUACUGAGUACAGUACUCUCCUGGACAUAAAGAUACGGUUAGAGAUGGAGAUUGCCACAUACCGACGCCUACUGGAGGGAGAGGAUAGUAGACAUUUCCAGUCAGAGAUAUCUACUAUAGAAGAGCCUGAGACUGAAAUAAAUAAAAUUAGGAAGAUCAAGACAGUUGUUGAGGAGGUGAUUGAUGGCAAAGUUGUCUCCUCUGAGACCCAAGAGAUUGAAGAGAAGAUAUAAGCAGCAUCAGCUGGGAGAUGCCUCUGAACUUCUUAGAAUUGAUGGCAAAAAUUACUUGAUUAAACUUCAGUGGGAGAUGGAUUGGACUGUUUGUGGCUACGUCUACACUGCAGAGUUUUGUCGCCAAAAGUUACUCUGCUUUAAUUAAAAUGCUUUGAUUAAACUGCUUUUGUAUGUCCACAGUAUGCUCCUUGUAGCAGCAGAGUGCAUCCACAUUAGCAGCUCUUGCAUUGACACAGUGAGCAGUGCACUGUGGGUAGCUAUCCACUGUGCAGCUGACCAUAGGGUGCUUUGGGAAGGGUUUGCAAUGCCUCAUGGGGCAGAUACAGCAUCACAUGUUAGAGUUUUCUCAAUCCCAUCAUGCCAAGGGCCCAUGGACAUCCUACUAGAUUGCCAGCUGCUUUUCAACAGAAGUGUGUGAUGGGAGGGGGGGAGCAUG